Molecule: messenger RNA, 2676 nt
Organism: Penicillium antarcticum
Lineage: Eukaryota; Fungi; Ascomycota; Eurotiomycetes; Eurotiales; Aspergillaceae
Gene: anxc4
Product: annexin ANXC4
Exons: 3
Coding region: 1-2676 (891 amino acids)
Cellular component (GO): cytoplasm
Molecular function (GO): calcium ion binding; calcium-dependent phospholipid binding
Source: RefSeq, a predicted model, not a curated record
AUGUCACUCCAAGUGAAUGACCCACGGUCACGAACCCGCUCCAAAUCCCGCGAACGCUCCCGCUCUCGCGACAGCCGCCAGCCUUCCCCGGGCCCCUCCCGCAUUCGCGACAGAUCCCCCGCUGUCGAGAUCGCGCCCACGACCUCUUCUACGUCCUCUAGAGGAAGAGACCGAGAGGAAGAAGAAGCCGAGAUCGAACGCCAGUAUAAACUCAUCAGUGAGCGGAAACAGCACGAAGGCUCUGGCACUGAAGACUCGCGCAAUGUCAUUUCCCGUGCGCCCAGGAGCCCCGCGCGCUUCGACCUGAAUCGCACAGGCUCAGACUCAGACUCGAAGCGCCGCCAGCGCGAGCGCGAUUCGGAGAAAUCUCGACGUCGCACUGAAGAUCGCUAUGAACAUUCCGCGUCGGAAGACGAUCGUCUUUCUCCACGCGAUCGUAAAUCGGAAUACACUUCGCGGUCGCAUUCCAGACGGCCCUCGUCGCCUCCGCGCUCUAGCGUCAGUGCCAGGACCAGCCGCAGAGACCGAGAUGAGUCGCCCGACGAUGAUUCCAUCGAUGAUGAGCUAGCUUAUGGUGAUGGGCCGGGUAGUCAUCCGAGUUAUGCGCGCCCUGGCAGAUUCAAUUACGCUCAGCCGUUGCAAUUUUUGCAUGCGCAACCCGGUGCGCCUGCGCCGCGUCAGUCUGUUCCUGCUCCUGGUCCUAGCUAUCCUGGCGCAGGUAAUAUUGACUGGUCUGCUGUACCUGAAUGUGAACGACCUGGUUUCGUGCCGCCUUCGUCGCAGGCUGAGGCGUCGACUGCUAGUAUGCCUGGUGCUUUCCCACCUGCUUCAAGCUCGAUGUAUGCGAAUGGAUCGGGAUCGAUACCUGCGCCAGUGCUACCAGUGCCGCAGUAUGUGAAUCCAGCCGCGAGUAUCUAUUCUACUUCCAGUGCUGGAUAUGCGCCGCAGUAUACUACUGCUGCCCCUACCGGGGAUGCGGCUUACCCGCCGACUUCGUCUGGGUAUGCUAAUCCGGGCCAAUAUCAGUAUGCCCAGGUUGAUCCUCGCGUGCGGUAUACUUCCAAGGCGGAGCCCAAGCCUAGUUAUACUGCUUCAUCAAAGGAGCAGUUCUCCCGGACUGGGCAGCCUCAGGCGCCAGCGGCCCAGCAUAGGUAUCAACCGCAAAAUCAUGGAGAGCAGUCGUAUCGGUAUAGCAAGGAGCCGCAGUUUGUUGAGAUCGCCCCUGGUGGGAGGCCUGCGACUCGUCCGCAUAGUGUUUCUGUUUCGUCGGCGAAUAAUCUUGCUGUUGCUGGCGCGGGUGUUGCUCAUGGAGCACAUCCUCCUGCUAGUCCAUUGCUGGAGCCGUACCAUGGUACUUACCAGUCCAUUUCACCCAUGCCGUCCCCAAUUGUGAUUCCGUCCAUCCGCGACGAAGACAUUUCAGACAUUGAGGGUCUAGACGGCGGAAACUCAGCCUCAGACUCCGGUCGCCACAGAAGACAUCGAUCAAAAUCAUCAGUCAGCGAGAAAGACACCCGCACACGCAGCAGCAAAGACAAGAAAGAAAAAGAGCGCGAAAAGGAGCGCGACGACCGCAAAGACGACAAACGGCGCACGCGCCCAACAACCGGCCACGACCGCCACGACUCAGGCUCAUCAAUCCCAAGCGCCGGAAACAUGGUUUUAAUCUCGCCCACAAGCGACCGCAAACGCGUCUCCUUCUACGACGCCGGCGCAGACGCAACAGCAAUGCAAAAUGCCCUAAACCACACCCGAAACAUCGACAACAAACCCAUAAUCCAGAUCUUGCCCCGUCUAACCAGCGACGAAAUCCUCCUCCUCCGCCAGGAGUACAAAACCCGCGUCCGCAUGCACGGCAAGGGAAUAAACCUCGCCAAACACCUCCGCCUUAAACUCGGAACCUCCUCCUUCGGAAAGGUCGCCUACGCCACAGCCCUCGGCCGCUGGGAAUCAGAAGCCUAUUGGGCAAACUGCUACUACCAAGCCGGUACAUCCCGCCGCGAACUCCUCAUCGAAUCACUAAUGGGCAGAUCAAACUCUGCAAUCCGCGAGAUCAAAUCUUGCUUCCGGGAUACCAGGUACGAAAAUAGUCUCGAGCGCUGUAUGCGCUCUGAGCUCCGUGCGGAUAAAUUCCGUGUUGCUAUUUUGCUUGCGCUCGAGGGUCGCCGUCAGAGUGACCGGGAACCCCUUGAUCCCCGUUUGAUCAGGGAUGAUGUGGAUGAUUUGUAUCGUGCGCUGGUUAGCCGUGAGGGCGGGGAGACGGCUAUGAUUCAUAUUAUUGUGCUGAGGAGUGAUGAGCAUUUGCGCGAGGUGUUGCGCGUUUAUGAGGCAACUUAUCGGCAUAAUUUUGCUAAGGGGAUGAUUGCUAAGUCGAGGAAUCUUGUGGGUGAAACCCUGGCCCACAUCCUAAACGGCGCAAUAAACAGACCAAUGCGUGACGCCCUCCUUCUCCACCAAGCCCUUCGCGAAUCACGCAGUGGGCGUGAACGUUCCGAGUUGCUCAUUUCCCGACUCGUUCGUUUGCAUUGGGAGCCUAGACAUCUGGAGCAGGUCAAGGUGGAAUAUAGGCGCCGAUAUGGGGAGCGGCUUGAGGAGGCGAUUGCGGAGGAGAUUCUUGCUUUGCAAGGUGGGCAGGACUGGGGUGAGUUUUGUAUUGAGCUUGCGAGGAGUGUGUAG